Molecule: messenger RNA, 1691 nt
Organism: Coffea arabica (coffee)
Lineage: Eukaryota; Viridiplantae; Streptophyta; Magnoliopsida; Gentianales; Rubiaceae
Source: RefSeq, a predicted model, not a curated record
UCAUCGUUGAGAUCCAUUCAACCGUAAACUACUUUCCCAAACACGCAAACAUUCUAGCCGCUGCAGUGAGGACAAUAAACCAGAGUGGAUUCAAGAUCUGCAAAAUGCUCCGGAUCUGCAACCAGUGACGUAAAUCUGAGCCCAUUAACGCUGCGAUUCUCACCCUUUUCCUACGACUGAGACACUAAAUCACGGCGGGUCUUCAGCUCCAAAAAGCAACCGACAGUAGAGCAUCUUCGUUGUGCAGGUCGAAUAAGGUAAGCCAGUUCUAGAUUUCCCUGCUUAUUUUACCUUUUUCAGGGCUGAUUAUAUGAGGUAAACCAGUGGGGGAAGGUUGCGUUUUGACCUUGGGGAAGCUUUAGAACGAACAUUAGUCUGUUGGGUGUCUGAAAUCUUUAGGUCAGCAACAAGGAUAUCAAAUCCUUCGCUCCUAUGAUUAUAUCAUUUUCUGUAUGUAAUAACUGAAGUAAAAUCCAUUAUAUUUAGGCCUCUUCCUGGAAAUCUUGGAUGCUAAUUUAAGAUGGUACGCAGUAAAUUACACUGUGCUUUUUUUACUAGUUCUCAUAGUCAGUCGAAUUGAUGCAUUUGUCCGAGGAAAUGUGAAAAAACGGGGGAAGGGGAAGGGGAGCUUGAUAGCUCUGUAUCAUGCUUUCUGCGUCGGAGCGAUUUCAGAACAGAUGGGAGCUCUUUUUAAUGUUUUCUUGUCCUGUACUUUGUCCUGGUCUUGGUAUUGGUAUGAGAUUUCAAUAAUGGAAGGAACAGCACCAAGUCCAUUGUUGCCUGCUGUGUUUGAUUUACUUCCCACCAGUACUCAAUCUAUACCUUUAUUACCAAACACGCAAAUCCUGGCAAACUGCUUGAUUUGUUUAUCCCCUUCCAAAAUAGAGAAUUGUUCAGAUUAUAUCACUCUUCUUUUUCUCUCUGGAUAACUUUCAAGGUGAAAUCCAAAUGCGGUAGUCCAAACUGUAAAUUAUAUGAUGUGAUUGCGGUUAACUCUACAUUCGACGGCUGUUGCUACAUGUUCCAAAUAUUUAUGUAGCUGUUGCUAUUACUUCAAACUUGCGCGAUCAGAUGUCGAGAGUCAAAUUUUAGGUCAGUUUGAUUUCCCAAAAGCAACUGAAUUUAUAGAGCAGUCUAACUUCUCCUUGCUGUCCAUUCGCUUAUACAGGGUGCUUUACCGCUCUAUAUUGCCGCUGGCUAGGACUUCAUGCCCCCUGUUACCCGCCGUGCUGCCAAAGCUUUGAAGCCGAUUGGGAUCCAGAAAUCUCUUUCAACCAGGUCAUUCACCUCAGAAAACGAUAUUCGGAAGUGCCUUUCUAACUACUACAAGAUGCGAAAACAAAGGCGCCAUCAAGAUAAGAAGCGUUGUAAUUACUCUAGGCAGCACGAAAUCCGAUUUGCCAACCACUUUGUUGAGAUGCAUGGACAGGGUGAAAUUAGGGACAAUAUUAGUACCUACGUCGUUCCCGAAAUCCAGCGCCGGUUAAAUGGCCAGUACGGCACCUGUAAGGCCUGGUGCAACGUUGGAGACAUUCAUGGUGUGUUUUACCCCAGUUUCUCGAUAUGCUUCCAGAAACUUAGGUUGUGUUUGGAUUGUAUUUUUCAUGAUUUUUUAUGGAAAAAUUACUGUAGCGAUUUGAUGUAUGUGAGGGAAAAAGAUAAUAGGGAAAUAUAAUUACGGAAAACGACGU